Molecule: messenger RNA, 1134 nt
Organism: Triticum dicoccoides
Lineage: Eukaryota; Viridiplantae; Streptophyta; Magnoliopsida; Poales; Poaceae
Exons: 5
Coding region: 1-951 (316 amino acids)
Source: RefSeq, a predicted model, not a curated record
AUGGCAAAGAACUGGCAGACGACAAAUAAGACGGCAAAGAGGUGGGACUAUUUUUUGCGGGUAAAACGAACGGUUCCCCCACCUCCUCUAUCUCUAUCCCCUUUGUCUCUGCCCCCCACACCUCUCUCUCCCGCUCGUAUCUCCCUCUCCCUCGCGCGGGCGUACGGGGUGUCCGUCGACGCCGCCUGCCCUGGCAAGAAGGCCGGCGACGCCUGCCCCAUAGCCAAGUGCCGCCCGACCCCGCCUCCCUCGAUCCCGCGCCACCGCGCCACCUCGCCUCCGCCCGCCGGUGCGCGUCGCCACCUCACGGACCCCAGGAGCCCCGCCGCCUGCGCUGCAGCCUGCGCCGCGUCCACCUCCCCACAAGCUCGCCUCCCCACCGUGGAAGCCUCGUCGCCGGUCGCCCCGACCUCGAGAUCCGCCGCCGCCAUGGGAGCCGAGCACGGAGCUCCUCCAGGCCCGGCCCUGAGGGGGGACGGAUUCGAGUUCCUAUCAGAUCUAGUGGCCAGGGAUUUUGCCUUGUUUUCCCCUGCCGGCGAUUGGGGGCGGCGAGUACACGCAAGAAGCCCAUGCGGUGGCAGAUCUGCUGGACAGAGCAGCCGAGUCCAGCAUUGGGAAGGUGGGGGAAGCGCUGCCAGUACUCCAACUAGACCUGAAUGGCGCCUGCCCGUCUCUCGACUUGUCGGCGGCAGAUCAGAGCAGUCAACGAGGCACGACGAGCCGCAGGCCCAUGGCUGGAUAAAGAGGCCAUUUUCAAGGACCCGUUCAGGAGGGGUGACAACCUCCUUGUUAUGUGCGACUGCUACACACCAGAAGGUGUUCCAAUCCCCACCAACAAGAGGCACAAUGCUGCCAAGAUCUUCCACACCCCGAAGGUUGCAGCUGAGGAGACAUGGUACGAAUACCUCCGUCGAUAUUUCAAGUUUUUUGUUGUUGCGGUGUUUCAUAUAAAAGUUGUAGUAGUGCUCUUGUGUCUUAACACACAUACACAUGUGAGAACAUAAUAAGUUGUACAAUAUAGAUUAGUACCACACCGCACUCACUUUGCAUCAGAUGGAAAUGAGUUAGGAAGAUAAGAGUAAAAUUGAUGUCCCUGGAAUUACAGAUUUAUUUAGCAGAUACAAACAGAAAUCG